Messenger RNA from Gekko japonicus, 840 nucleotides. It is a transcript of the gene CNPY2, whose product is annotated as canopy FGF signaling regulator 2. Gene Ontology annotation, cellular component: endoplasmic reticulum. Lineage: Eukaryota; Metazoa; Chordata; Lepidosauria; Squamata; Gekkonidae. The record is from RefSeq and is a predicted model, not a curated record. The transcript has 6 exons. The coding region runs from base 145 to 699 and encodes 184 amino acids.
GUCCGUUUUCUCAGUACUUGCCUCUCCAUGUGCACAAAACUAUUGACCUACUUUACCAAGUUGCUGUGAAAGACUGAUGAUAGUGGUAUCCGUGAAGUGAUCCCCACGUUCAACUCUCUGUUGUGCUUGGCCACAUCCACGAAGAUGAAUGGCUGGGUUUCAAGCAUGCUCUGCAUGUCCGUCGUCCUCUUACUGCUGUUAAAGGGUGCCCUUACCCGGAAGAGCCAAGAUCUCCAUUGUGGAGCAUGUCGGGCCCUGGUAGAUGAACUGGAGUGGGAAAUUUCUCAGGUAGACCCCAAGAAAACCAUCCAGAUGGGUUCCUUCCGCAUCAAUCCAGAUGGAAGUCAGUCGGUUGUAGAGGUGCCCUAUGCCAGGUCUGAAGCUCACCUGACAGAAUUGUUGGAGCGUAUUUGUGAGAACAUGAAAGACUAUGGAGAGAAUCUGGAUCCAUCCACCCACCGUAAAAGUUAUGUAAGGGUUAUCUCUCAUGACGGGACUAAAAUGGACCUUUCUGAAACCAAAUUUGACAGUGAUGUGUCGUCAAGCCUGAAAUUUGUGUGUGAGAGUAUAGCCGAAGAGUAUGAAGAUGAACUCAUAGAGUUCUUCUCCCAUGAGGCAGAAAACGUGAAGGACCGACUAUGCAGCAAACGCACAGAUCUGUGUGACCACGCCUUGCACCUCCCACAUGAUGAACUGUGACAUGCAUAGGCUUGACUAGUUGGAUGAAUGCUGUGGGAUAAUUUAUCCUUUGUGGAAGACCACCUUCCAGUUCCCAGCUGCUGUUUUUUUCACCAUCUAUCUAUUUUACAAAGAACGUGAAACAAUCUUUGAUUGUGCCUC